AUGGCCCGCCUCCGAAGCGAGCAGCGGUGUCCGGUGCGGUCGCCCCUGCUACCUCUCCGCCCUAUCCUGGACCGGGACGGCCUGCUGCGAGUGGGGGGACGCCUGCAGGAGGCGCUCCUUCCGUUCGCCGAGAAGCACCCGCUCAUCCUCGCGAAGGAGAACUAUCUCUCGCUCCUCCUGGUGCGAGAGGCUCACGCCAAUUCGCUGCACGGAGGACCGCAGCUGACCCGUAGUCUGCUCCUGAGGCGUUAUUGGAUUCUGCGAGCAAAUUCGCUGGUCCGGUCGGUCAUUCACGCCUGCCUGCGCUGUACUCGAUUCCGAGGUGCCACCGCAGAGCAGCAGAUGGGCCAAUUGCCGGCGGAGCGCGCGCGACCCGGCCGCCCCUUCUCCACUGCUGGAGUGGAUUACGCCGGCCCUGUGCCCCUCCGAACCUCUAAAGGACGCGGCCACAAGGCCAUUAAGGGCUAUAUAUGUCUAUUUGUGUGUCUGUCGUCCAAGGCGCUUCACUUGGAAGCGGUCUCUGAUCUCUCCUCCGCCUCAUUUUUAGCCGCCUUCAGACGGUUCAUCUCCCGUCGAGGUCACUGCCGGCGCCUCCUGAGCGACAACGGGACGAAUUUCCGAGGCGCCGACAGGAAACUCAGAGGCAUGUUCCGCGCAGCGUCCGAGUUUUACAAGGAGUGUGCAUCGAGCCUCGCCAACGACGGUACGGACUGGGCCUUCAUACCGCCUGGCGCUCCUCACUUCGGAGGCCUUUGGGAGGCCGGCGUCAAGGCCGUGAAAUACCAUCUGCGACGCAUCGUCGGGGAUACCUGCCUCACCUUCGAGGAGAUGGCCACCUUGUUGGCCCAGAUUGAGGCCUGCCUCAACUCCCGGCCGCUGUAUGCGCUCAGCAACAACUCUUCGGACCUUGUAGCCCUUACACCGGGGCACCUUCUGGUCGGGGAACCGUUGGCGGCUAUACCGGAGCCUCCGCACGCCGAACACAAUCAUGGCGGACUAGCGACGCGCUGGGCGCUGACGUCUGCCAUGCGGGACCAGUUCUGGCGCAGAUGGUCCAAUGAGUACAUCCAUCAUCUGCAGCAGCUGAAGCGUUGGAGGAGACAGGCGCCCAACAUAGCCGUAGGCGACUUGGUCCUGCUCAAGCACGAGUUGCAGCCUCCGACGAAGUGGGCGCUCGCUCGCGUGGUCGACACCCACCCGGGUUCCGAUGGGCUCGUCAGGGUGGCCACCAUUACCCCCUCGCGUGGGCCACCUUGA
Messenger RNA from Vollenhovia emeryi, 1257 nucleotides. RefSeq lists its product as uncharacterized. The transcript has a single exon. Gene Ontology annotation, molecular function: nucleic acid binding. NCBI's taxonomy places the organism in Eukaryota, Metazoa, Arthropoda, Insecta, Hymenoptera, Formicidae. The record is from RefSeq and is a predicted model, not a curated record. The coding region runs from base 1 to 1257 and encodes 418 amino acids. Gene Ontology annotation, biological process: DNA integration.